AUGAAUAGGAGCACCUCCCUUGAAGACAGUGAUGCUGGUGGGCGUGGAGGUAAGAAGAAGCGUGAGAAGAAGGGAUUCAAAGUGGACCGUUACGAGAAUUACCGGCAGCGGUUUGCCAAGGGAAUCAAUGGUAAAAACAUUCCCAAGAAUAAUAGUGGUAGUGUCACAAAAAGGGUGAAGGCAAUAACAUUUGAUGAAGAGGAUCGCCGUGAGUACCUCUCUUUGCAUAAGCGUAAGAAUGAACGGCGCGUGAAGGCGUUUGUCGAAGCCAAGCAAAAAACUAAGCGUGAUAACGCGAGAACACGUCGUGCCCAACGGGAGGAGGCACGGCAGGCGUACAACAAAUUUGCAGCGGUACCCAUUUUGCCGAACUUUACCUACCGACUACCUGUUGAGGGGUGUUCCGAUAAUGAAGAUGAUGAUGAAGGACAUAUGGACGAGGGAAACGAGGAGAUGGUUCAGUCACGUGGUAUCAACGAUGCCCAAAAGCAGCGCCGGCUGCUUGCUGCAGAGAAAACAGUGCACACAAUGCCUGCAACAAUGAGUGGUGGCGCGUUGGCAGAAUCUUCGAUCGGUGAUGCCGGUUGUCGGCUUGACGACGAGUUCGUAACGGUGGAAGUUAAAGUUCUUGGGAGUGGGAAGGAUAGCGCAGGAAGUGGUACCUGUGGUUCAAAUUCUUUACCUGUGAAUGAUUUCUCUGACCUUCCUUCUGUUGUUGAGGAGGAGCUGCUGCGACUUAAGAAGGAGAUGAAGGGUCCAGCGCGGACAAAGUCGCGCGUUUACAUGAUGAAAGAGCUUGAAAAAAUAAGAAAGAUAAAAAAGCAUUCGAGGAAGGGUCAUGGUAAAAAGUCUGCCAAAGGUAAAAGGAAGAAUCGAAGACGUUGA
This is a messenger RNA of Trypanosoma brucei brucei TREU927, 885 nucleotides long. RefSeq lists its product as hypothetical. Gene Ontology annotation, molecular function: RNA binding. NCBI's taxonomy places the organism in Eukaryota, Euglenozoa, Kinetoplastea, Trypanosomatida, Trypanosomatidae. Gene Ontology annotation, cellular component: nucleolus. The record is from RefSeq and is a predicted model, not a curated record. The coding region runs from base 1 to 885 and encodes 294 amino acids. The transcript has a single exon.